This is a messenger RNA of Drosophila bipectinata, 1443 nucleotides long. It is a transcript of the gene Fa2h, whose product is annotated as Fatty acid 2-hydroxylase. NCBI's taxonomy places the organism in Eukaryota, Metazoa, Arthropoda, Insecta, Diptera, Drosophilidae. The record is from RefSeq and is a predicted model, not a curated record. Gene Ontology annotation, cellular component: membrane; endoplasmic reticulum. Gene Ontology annotation, biological process: lipid biosynthetic process; fatty acid metabolic process. Gene Ontology annotation, molecular function: iron ion binding; heme binding; fatty acid 2-hydroxylase activity.
GGUGUGGAUGUGCUGGGUGGGUGGGCGAUGGUUCAGUUCAAAGUUGCGUUGCAUUGCGUGCGGUCUGAGGCUCCGCUGCCCACUCGGAACUCGGUCUAGGCCAGAUUUGUUUGAAUAAAAGCCCGGUGCGUCUGCGAUUAAUAAGUAAUCCCCCAAAGUUGCCCCAUCGAAGCCCACCAUAAUGGAUGCUCAUCCCAAAGAAGCCGAGGCUAAUGACAAGUUCAUCGUCAAAUACCGACAGCAGUAUUACGACCUGUCCAAGUUUAUGCACAAACAUCCGGGGGGCAUCAACACCCUCAAAGGACUCAGCCAAUCGGAUAUGACAGCUCGCUUCCUAAAGGCUCCCCCCCAUUCGGACGCCGCCAUGUAUCUGAUGCAGGAAUACAAAAUCGACUCGCAGGACACUCGAAAGAGAAGGCCAAGCACAUCAGGUGGCGAGCAGAAGGAGAGAAAUCAAACCAGCACACAAACUGAAGACAAAAAUAAUAAUCAAUUGGAUGACAGCAUGGAGCACCUGGUGGAUUGGUCAAAGGCUAUGCUUCCCCAGAUUGCAAACAUCACCCAAAACUAUGAUGAGUGGGUCCACAAACCUGUGGACAGGCCACUCCGGCUCUUUGGUCCCUGGUACCUUGAGAUGUUAACCAAAACACCUUGGUGGCUUGUGCCAUCUUUCUGGAUUCCUGUGAUCUUGAAGUUUGCUUCGGAGGAGUUCACCUCGAGUUGGCAAAACAAAAGUCAGCUUGUGGAGGUAGUUGCUUACUUUUUGUUUGGGGUUCUACUGUGGACAUUCCUGGAGUACACCCUUCAUCGCUGGGUAUUCCAUGUUAAGCUAAAAAGCAAUAGUGGACCUUGGAUUUGCACGUUCCACUUCAUGAUCCAUGGACUUCACCAUAAAGUUCCCUUUGAUCCAAUGCGCCUAGUGUUCCCGCCGCUGCCGGGAGCCGUGCUGGCCACCAUCAUCUAUACGCCCCUCAGCUUCAUGCUCCUUCAUCCGCGUAUAGUUCUGUCCGGAGCUCUGACGGGGUAUUUGUGCUACGAUUUGAUGCACUAUUACCUCCACUAUGGAAACCCAAUCACCAGCGCCUUUGUGCACAUGAAGCGGUAUCACUACCAUCAUCACUUUUCACACCAAUCCCUGGGAUAUGGCAUCAGCAGUCCCUUGUGGGAUGUGGUUUUUCAAACUCGCAUUCACCUUCGAAAGCUAAGAUAUCAACUGCGGUGGUCUUAGCCACAAUUAGGAGAAACCAUAUCUUUUUGCUUAAGAACAAAUAAUUUAAGAGCACAGAGUUUCUACUCUUUUACGAGUUUUAAGAAAAGAUUUUGCAGCAUUUGUAUAUUGGAAAUGCUAGGAAUUAGAUGUAAGAACAAAUGUAUUUCUUUAAUGGCACAUUAUAUGACAGGAAUAAACUUCCAAUGAUACCAAAGAAGUUGGGAAAAAUAAAA